AGGCCAGACAGGACUUGCCCAUGUCCUUUACUUGCUCUGUCACUGACCCACCGCCAGUACCAACGCAUUUUGGGAAGUGACUGAACUUCUCUGGGAUGUGGUAUCCAAAUCUACAAGGUGGAAAUAACGAUAGUUGUCUCCCAGCAUUGUUUAGAUUUUAAAUGGUUGUAUGUAGUGGUAGAGAUGAAAACUGGUAUCUUCUGCGAGGGAGGAGUGGGAAAAGGCAUAGAGGGGCUUUCUGGAACCAUGAAAAUGUUGUCUGUCUGGAUCCGAGUAGUGGCUAUACAGAUGCAUGUACUGGCCCAAACGCAUCAAACUGUGCACUUCAAAUAUGCUUUAUGGUGUGAAAAUUAUCUUUGAAAAGGUAUCGGAACGUAAAAGUACACUGCAGUCUGCAGUAUACUUAGACUUUUUUUGUGUUUCACAGUAGGUGCCUUACAGAAUGCCAGAUCAUUUCCCAAAACACUUAUUUUUGUGUAAAUUACAUCUAAAAAGGUACUUUAAAAAGUAUUUCAAUUUUGGGCAAUUUUCCCUAACUGCCCCCCAGCCUUACCUCCAAACCCCACAACUAUAAGCCUUCAUUCCCCCCACUCCCCGCCCUAGGUCUUUAAAGUUUUUAGAAACUCUUUAUUCUCAUCAGCUACUUCUAUCAUCCCAUGGACAAGAGUUUUUCUGGGAAGAAUGGUUGGUGAUAACCAUUAGUGUGGGGUUUCUGGGGACUGAUUUCAAAGGAAAGCUGGAGGGGAGGGGUCCCACAGAGACCCCAGGUGAGUUAAGCUUGAGGUUCUGAAAACGUGCCUUCUUAUGAUAUAUUCACCUGAUGAUGCAGGAAUGCUUCUGGAGAAAACACUUUUCUCUCCAGAAGCCUGUUCUUCCUGUCAUUCUGCAGGGCCCUGACAUGAGUCCUCCCGUGGGUGAUUUCCAGGCCGCUCUUCUGGGGGGAUGGGGGUCGAGAGGGUUGGUCAUUGCCUGUGCUAUUACCGAUUGAUGGACAGUGGGUUGCCCCUCAUUAGUCCCUUCUCCUGUUGAAAAAUAACAUUUGUAUUUUACCCAUCAUACAUGUAAUCCAUGUUAAUUGUGGGAGAUCCAGAAAAGAUAGAAAGGCAUAAAGAAUUUUAAGAAAUCCUUUUUCAGGAUCAGGGUAUAGUUUUUUAAAGUUUUGUGCUGUCAAAACCCCCAGGAGUAUGCCUAUAGUCAAAGUUGGCUUUCUCUCCUUAUUGCCAUGAGGGAGAACCACAGAGCCUCUCGGAAAGAGGAUUGGGGCUUGCCUUGGGUGAUUCGGGGGAGGAUUCAGGGAAGUAGGGUUUUGCUCGAUAUUGAAUGCUGUCAGGAGGGAGGGUUAAUUCUGUGACUGGGUCUCAGUAAUUCCUGUUUUGAAGGUGGGAAGAAUGGAGUGGGGCUGAAGCUCUAACUGGUAAAGAAGCAGCGGUGAGUUGCCUCAAUCAGGAUAUGGGGAGGUUUGGUCAUUUUUGUGUUUGGGGCGACGUUCUUGUUUUUGUCUGCGUUCACGCAUAAUUAUGGGGUAGUCUUGUUUGUGCCUUGAUCCAUCAGCCACCGAGUAGCCUCGUCAGAUGGUGACGUGCUAUGAAUUGUUCACGUUCAGGGCGAACCUCACGGCCCAGAUAGGAGUGCCAGGCCAGGUUCUGGCCGUCAGGCUGCCUCCCCUUUGCUGUGCCCCAGAUCGAUCAAAGAAGAUUCAGCCCACUCUUGGACACCUCCUGCCAUAGGCCUUUACCUGCCGAAGAGAUGUUUUCUUUGAGUACUCGGGUGCCAGGUCCCAGUCUCCUUCCUAGGCCUGCUUAAAUCAGCGCAGCCGUUGCUUUGAGAUGGACACAAGAACUGGCAGUGCCAUUAAGGAGACUGUCAUCGGAUCUGGCUGUUUUGGGAGGUGCUGGUACAGGAAGUCUCUAUUUUGCAAUAACUUUGUUUCCAAGGGUUUUUAAAUACCUGUUUCAUCCCCAGAAACACUUCCCCCUCUCCCCCCAGCAGAAGGUGUCAGGAGUGGUAGUUGGGACCCCACUGAAUUCAUAAAGGCUAAUUUCACUUGCAGUUCAGCUGAAAGAUAGCACUUUCUGCCAUCCAGUGGCGCAUGGCAAUAAGGAGACUGAGAGAGACCCGGGCAGUGCUUCAAGCUGCUGUCGGAUGUGCCCCAGGUGUUCGCUUAUAUGAGGAACAGGCGGAAAGGAAGUCCGCCCACCUCAACAGUUAGUGGUAAACUCCUGCUCACGGGUUCAGCAGGAAGAGAUGUCAGGAGAAAGUGUGGUGAGCUCAGCGGUGCCAGCGGCUGCUACCCGCACCACUUCCUUCAAGGGCACGAGCCCCAGCUCCAAGUACGUAAAGCUGAACGUGGGCGGAGCCCUCUACUACACCACCAUGCAGACACUGACCAAGCAGGACACCAUGCUGAAAGCCAUGUUCAGCGGGCGCAUGGAAGUACUCACUGACAGCGAAGGCUGGAUCCUCAUCGACCGGUGUGGGAAACACUUCGGUACGAUACUCAACUACCUUCGUGACGGGGCGGUCCCCUUGCCCGAGAGCCGCCGGGAGAUCGAGGAGCUGCUGGCAGAAGCCAAGUACUACCUGGUCCAGGGCCUGGUGGAAGAAUGCCAGGCAGCCUUACAACAGAACAAAGAUACUUAUGAGCCUUUCUGCAAAGUUCCUGUCAUCACUUCGUCCAAGGAAGAGCAGAAACUUAUAGCAACGUCAAAUAAGCCAGCCGUGAAGCUGCUCUACAACAGAAGUAACAACAAAUACUCGUAUACCAGCAAUUCUGAUGACAAUAUGUUGAAAAACAUUGAGCUCUUUGAUAAGCUCUCUCUGCGCUUUAAUGGAAGGGUCCUAUUCAUAAAGGACGUCAUCGGGGAUGAAAUCUGCUGCUGGUCCUUUUACGGGCAGGGCCGCAAGAUCGCUGAGGUUUGCUGUACUUCCAUUGUCUAUGCCACGGAGAAGAAACAGACCAAGGUGGAGUUCCCAGAGGCCCGGAUUUAUGAGGAGACCCUCAAUAUUUUGUUGUACGAGGCCCAGGACGGCCGAGGACCCGACAACGCGCUCCUGGAGGCCACGGGCGGGGCGGCCGGACGUUCCCACCACCUGGAUGAGGACGAGGAGCGGGAGCGGGAGCGGAUCGAGCGCGUGCGGCGGAUCCACAUCAAGCGCCCCGACGACCGGGCGCACCUCCACCAGUGAGCGAGCGAGCGAGCCGCCUCCCUCCUCCCUCCUCCCUCCUCCCCUGCUCUUCACUCCGAUUCCUGCAGGCUCCGGGCGCCUUCCACUUCCCCCGGAGUCUGGAGAUACUUUUGUAAUAAGCCAGAUGAUGAUUUUGAUAUUUUUCGACCAGGUGACUGUCUUUCCCCAGGUGAAUGCACCCUUGUUCUUAAGCGGAGUCCAAGGUCUCCCCCUUCCGUGGGAAACGGGGAAUCCUUGGAGCCAGGCUUUCUUGGUUCUCGGAGAAAAGUAUGAAUGGGUGUGAAGCGGACGUGAGAGAUGUUGUCUGCAGUAUUUAUUUUUGUGGGUGUGGACUACCUAUUUGAGCUUCGGGGUGGCAUUCCCUCGGGGUUCAGUUGGACGGCUCCGAGGGGGAUCCUGCCAGUUAGUUGGUGGCCACCAGACGUUCUUGUGAGCAUCCUGUGUCGUCGUCCUCCAGCCCAGCACACUGGCUGCCGGUUCCUGUGUGCUAUAGACUGGGCGGCCAUCCGGGGUUUUGCUGGGAGCACCCGCGGCGACAGGAUUUUUGCGCCUAUGGCUUAUUGGUAAAUGAUUGCAGUUUGUGGCGUGGAAGAUAGGACCUAUGAGCUUCGUGCCUCUAACUUGUCCUGGCGUAACUCUGGGUCAGGAGCAGGCCUGUUGCUCCCUGGGCUGACGUGUGGUCCGUGCUCAUUGGGACCCCGCAUGCCUGGCCGAGGGCAGAGCCGUCCCUGGCAGGGAGUGCUGGGGUCCUGGCCCUCUCCCUGAUUCCUGCCCCUUCUACCUGGCCUCCUUGUUGAGCAACCCCGUUGUGGGAAGGCCAUCUGGCCUGGUUACAGGUGGAGCUCACACCGCUGCUUCCUGGGAUCCAUUCCUCCUCCUUCGCCCUUCUCUGUUAAGCUGGGCUGUCUCGGGUAGAAGCCCUGCCUUUUGCUUAGAAAGUGGACGUGGCCCGGACUCUUUCCCCUCCCCGAGCCUGGCAGCCAGGCAGGAAGACCACCCCCACCAACAGUCUCAGGGCACCCAUCACCUGGAGAUCCCUUUUUUGUCUUUGCCUCUGAUUUUUACAGUAUGGAGUGGCCACAAGGAGCAAGAGUUUGAGGCUGUGUACAUCCUUUGUGGUCCAGUUAAGUGUGCGUGUUCAUGUUUAAGGGACGUGUGCGACUGUGGACGGGGACGUGUGCUUGUGGGGCGCAGGGGGCCCGCGCUGGAGCCCGGCUGUCUGCACGGUUGCUUGUGCAAGACGGACGUUCUCGGUGACCUACCUCCCAGUCUCCUCUGCGCCCACGAAGGGACAGAAGUGCGUUGUGGCUGAUGUGGCUGCGACUAGAUUAGGUAGAGUAGUUAAGGGAGAUGUGAACGUGUGUGACGGAAUGGAUGGAAUUUGUCUGUUUUUCAAGGGAAAUGUUACUGUUUUAUACCAAAGGUGUUAACGUGGGCAGCCUUUGACACCAUGUAUUCCAAAAAAAAAAAAAAAAAAAAAAAAAAACGAGUUUAUAUUUUGAAAUGGUUUUUACAGCUUAGGCUUUGCACAUACUGCCUUUCUUGAGACAUAGGCCUUUAUUUUGUAUCCAGCAGCAAAGCCUCCAAUAAAACUAAAACAAUCUUGACUGAACCUAAAAAUCAUGUACGGGGUCGAUGCUUUUUAAACUGUUGUGUGGGAGACUUUCCUACUAAGCCAUUUGGAUUUUAUUAAGUGCACAGGAAAGGGGGCUUAAACACGGUUUCGUAAAUAUUUUAUAUACCGUUUAAGUUUUAAAACACCAACCCUGGCAUUUGGGUUGAACUUUUUUAGAACGUUAAAGCGAGCGUCAGUUCUGAUGUUUUCUGUAGGAAUGGAAAAGCCAUCCUAUGAAUUGUGUUUUUAAAUCUUUCUGUGAAGAGUACGUCUGUGGAACAGUCGGAUUUGUUUGGGCUUCUACACCGUCUGAGCUAAUGUUUCUGGCAGUCUUUACACUUUUCCUACACUUUGCACUUGUUCAUUUUGCGUCUUUGCUUUCUCGGGAACGGAACAGGUUCCCGAAACAUUCCAUGGUGAGGGAGGCCGUUAGCUGCGGAGCCAGGAGCUGACAGGAAGCGUUGGCUGGUCCAAGCUCUGUCGGCAAACGUAUUCUACGAGGAACUGAUUGUCAUGCUAGCACGAAGGGCAAACCAAGGUCAGUAUUUAUACUGAAGAACCAUCUAAGUAAAAACACUGGCCUAAGAUUUGGUAAAGUGUUUUAUUACAGUGUAAGAGCUUACAGUUAAAGUAGAACAGCUUUGGGUCCCUUGUCCAGAGGUCCUUGUUGGUGGGGACCGGGGGCCUGUGCCCAAGACAAUCCUGGAGUAGCCUCUUCUGUCCCCCUCCCCCACGGUAGCAGGUAAGCAGCCUGGCUGAGGGGCAGGUACCCCCCCCCCCCUCGGCUUAUGCGUGCUGGCUUGCACCUCACAGCAGCUGCUCGGGACCCAAGUGUCAGCACCGCUCCUCCACCCUCCCUUAGGGCUCCACCCAGCGUCACCGUAGCGCGCCUGUGUGUCACUAACCUUUCUCUCUGUGCUAUGAGAAGAAAUGCUAUAAACGUUAGAAGUAGUCACUGUAUGUUGUACAAGCAUUUGUGGACGUGUAAAAUAAAAGUUACGUAAUGCUUCUGUUGAAA
Felis catus (domestic cat) is the source of this 5819-nucleotide messenger RNA. It is a transcript of the gene KCTD10, whose product is annotated as potassium channel tetramerization domain containing 10. Gene Ontology annotation, cellular component: Cul3-RING ubiquitin ligase complex. The record is from RefSeq and is a predicted model, not a curated record. Gene Ontology annotation, molecular function: ubiquitin-protein transferase activity; protein binding. Gene Ontology annotation, biological process: negative regulation of Rho protein signal transduction; proteasome-mediated ubiquitin-dependent protein catabolic process; protein ubiquitination. The transcript has 7 exons. NCBI's taxonomy places the organism in Eukaryota, Metazoa, Chordata, Mammalia, Carnivora, Felidae. The coding region runs from base 2245 to 3186 and encodes 313 amino acids.